AUGCCUCCAUCCCGUCCCACGCCCCCUCUCACUCACGGCCAGAUGAUGUCAUCACAAGAAAAUAAGGCGGUAUUUCUUCCAACGAGGUCCCCUCUUGUGAAUUUAAAUCAUUUCAGUCAUAGGGAUCCGUCUAAGAGACCCUUCAAUGACGAGGUCCCAUCCAGUAACAGCAAAAGAAAUGGGGGACCGGCCACUUUAUUCGCCUACAGUGUUACGGAAUUCAAUGAAUGCGGUCGAUGUGAAAAGGCUCGAUUGGCUGGUCUAGACUCCUGGAUGGAUCAUUUAGGGAAAGUUCAUACAGUCCCCUCAAGAUGGCCAAGUUCCAAAAUAGAUGACGUGGUAAUGGAUGAGGGACACCCUUACACCUCUGUCGUAGAUUCGCACAAGAAAAGAAGAUCAACGGGCGUCCCACGACCUCUCAACAGCUUCAUGAUUUUUGCACAGUACAUUCGCCGGAUGACACUUUCAAAUUUUCCCGACGCUCCAAAUGUCCACAUUAGUCAACAGGUGGGACGUCUUUGGCGGAACCUCUCGAACGACUUUAGGGAAGUCUAUGCAAAAGAGGCGCGUCGUCUUCAGAUUCUUCACGCCCUCGAGUUUCCCGACUACAAGUACCAGCCACGUCGGCGUCUUCGGCCCCUUGAUGGCGAAGACGUCGACCCUCAGCCCUCCCCUCUCCAUUCCGCAACCAGCAAAUUACCUUCAAACAUAAAUGUCAGUCGAUAUUUCGAAGAGCUUCUCCACUACAGUGACCCUGGAAUUCAGCCCAAGCCCUCUCACCCGAUUGGUUUUGACACCACGACGCGAUUGGAGUUGCAUAACAGCUUGCCGGACUUGAGUUUACUUGGUCGCGAAACUAACAUGGAUACGUUGACAUCUCUUCAGGAAGUAUCAAGGCAGCAGCAACCGGAAGAGCCAGCUACUUGCCAAUCUACUUUUCACUAUUCUGCCCACAUAGAUGGUAAUUAUAAUCGCCUAGGUUGGAUGGAAGACAGGCUGCCCGAGUCGUUAGGCUCACCUUCGACCCACCUACAGCCUUUCGUCACAUCUUUUUCACAAUCGAAUGACUUACUCCCAUCCAAUGAACACUGGUAUCAAUACCCUAAGGAGAAUUCCCUUGGGGAGGCCUUACCUCUUCCUGGAAUCGAAACCUGGACCUUUAGUGGCUCUGCCACUUAG
Molecule: messenger RNA, 1179 nt
Organism: Mesocestoides corti
Lineage: Eukaryota; Metazoa; Platyhelminthes; Cestoda; Cyclophyllidea; Mesocestoididae
Source: the annotation of a GenBank genome assembly